AUGAUGCUCAGGCGCCUUAAGUGGCGCGUGCUGCUGCUGCUGCAGCAGUUGCUGCUGCUGCUGCUGGUGCUGUCGUGGGUGCCUCCCAACGCAGCAGCAGCAGCAGCAGCAGCGACAGCAGCAGAUGCAGGAGCAACAGGUCCUCUGCGGGAAGUGGAUCGCGUAGAAAUAGAUGACGACGAGGCGUUCACAGAUUUCGGUGACGAGGGAGACGAAUUGCUGCUGCAGGCGAGCAGCAGCAGCAGCAGCAGCAGCAGCGGCGCGUCUGAGGAGGAGGGCAGCAGCGGGGACGCAGAGGACGAGGCGGAGGCUGAGGAGCACCUGCUGGACCCCGACAGCAGCAGCAGCAGCAGCAGCAGCAGUAGCAGCCCAGAGGAGUGGCUGGCAGAAAUCGAAGAAGCAAUUUCUAAUGGAGCCACUCACCGGAUUUACUACAGCAGCGAAGAAGAGCGAUUCUACAGCGCGGAGGUGGACGGCAGCGAGGUGCUGCUGCUGCUGCGGCAGCUGAAGCCGCAGCUGCUGCAGCACUGGCAGCAGCAGCAGCAGCAGCAGCAGGCACUCGAGGCCGCGUGGACCCGCAUCGAACAGGAAGUGCUGCUGCGAGCAGCUCUUCACAAAAGAGAUGUUUAUCCUCAGUCUUGGUUUUCUCCUUUAUAUCCCGAAGAUGGAAUUCAAACUGGAGCUUUGCUGACGCCGCUGCAGCAGCACGAAGUUGACGAACACGAAGCAGUCGAGCGCGAGCGCCAGCUGCUAAGGGCACUCGUCGUGGAUCUGCUGCAGAGGGAGCAGAAGACGGAGGAAGCAAAGGACUCACACAGCAGCAGCAGCAGCAGCAGCAGCAGUAGCAGCACGACGAGCAGCAGCACGCGGUCGCCAGGAGUUUCCGUGCCGACGCCUCCAAGCGACUCGGCGUCUUCCACUGCUGCAGCAGCAACAGCGAUAAAUGCGGCAGCGCCAACUGCAGCACCUGCAGCAGCUGCUGCUGCCACUCCACUUGCUGCUGCUGCUGCUCCCGAUAGUUUGCAGCAGCCCCCCCACGGCGCAGCAUCAUCUCUCUCCUCUCGCACCACUGCUGCAGAAGCAGGGAGCUCUCCUGCGGCAACAGCUGCUGCUCUCCAAGGAGACGGCCCGAAGAAGGGUCGCAGCAGCAGCAGCAGCAACAGCGGCAGCAGCAGCAGCAGCAGCAGCGACGUGCCUGUGCUGUUUGUGCCGGAUGAUGCCCUCGACUUUGCGGCUCUCUUUGCUGCUGGGCGGAUGUCUCUGCUGCAGGCAGGCCAGAGCAGCAAAAGCAGCAGCAGCAGCAGGAACAGCAGCAGUGAAGCAGCAGCAGCGCUGACUGCAGAGGAGGCUGCCUUUGCUGCAGCUCGUGCUGCAGCAAAAGAAAGAGAAGGCGUGGGCCGUUUAGUGACCAGCUUCGGAGACGCCUACUACUACUUGCGGCUGCUGCUGCGGCUGCCGCAGCAGAGGCAGCAGCAGCAGCAGCAGCAGCGGCAGCGGGGGGAGGACGAAGAGGACUUGGCGUUGCUGCUGCCGGACCCGAUAUCCCCGGAGCCUGUGCACGGGCCCGCAGUGGCUGCGCAGCUGCAGCAGCUGCCGCGGGGGAAGCAGCAAGUGCUGCGAGCAGCAGCAAUUGGUGUUGUUGCUUUUUUGUCUCUUUUUGGAGUUGCUGAUGAGGGGGGCCGUUUGCAGCUGCCCGGCGGCUGGCCGCGGGACUUCUCUUUAGCUGCCAAAGCAAUUGCUGCAGGCAGGAGCGCCAAGCCCCCCUCAGCCCUCUGUCUGCUGCUUGACGGCUUCUUGGCAGCAAUUGGCGUCCCGUCGCUGGUGCUGGGGGCUGAGGGCUGGGCGCUGCAGCACAGCCCCUCUUCGCUAACUCUCUUUCUAGCAGCAAAUAAGGAAGCAGCAGCAGCACCGCCGCUGCAGCAGCCCUUCGACGUCCCGCUGCUGCACAUGCCCAAGUACAGACAGGAGCAGGAGCGCCUCAGCAAAAACAGGUCGGACUUUCCCGUGGUCAAGUAUUUGCUGGCAGCACAUGCAGGAGAGGCCCUGGGCUCUCUUGCUGCAGCAUAUUAUCUGAAGACUGGGCGCAGCGACUCUUCUCUGAAGGCUGGCAGCGCGCAGCGCAGCUUCUGGGCGCAGCAGGUGCCUCCCCCUGCUGCUGCUGCUCCUGGUGCUGCUGCUGCUGCUGCUGCUGCUGGCCCCAGGUUCUCCAUGGGCAAAGACGGAGCUGUCCUAGAGGUGCCGAGACACCUCGACCAGCCCACUGAGGAGGAGAAGAAUGCCAGCUUUUUGGUGGCGCUGCAGCGACUGGGAAGCGAAGAUGCAGGCGACUGCAGCGCGUCUCUGCGGCACUUGCUGCCAGCAGCAGCAGCAGCGCUGCAGCAGCAGCAGCUGCAGCAGGAACAGGAGCACGUGCACCUGACGCGCGUGCCUGCUUCCUUCUUCCUGCGGGGGCCGGGGGAGGCAGCAGCUUUCGCCCCGCCAUCGAGCAGCAGCAGCAGGGCUCCCAAGGCGUAUCAGCAGCUGCAAACCUUGGAAGAGCUGCUGCAGCAGCUUGCUGCUCCCGACUCUGUUGCCUAUGGGGCCCCCCAGCAGGGCCCCCUCCAGCACAGCAGCAGAGACUAUGCUGCACUCGUGCAUGCAGUUGCUGAAGAUGGAGAGCCUGAGGGGCUUGCGGCGCUUGCUGAUCUCUACCUCCACGGGAAUGCAGAGGCUGGGAUUCCAAGGGACCGACACCGGGCUUUGGACCUGCUGCGGCAAGCAGCAGAAAGAGGAGAUGCGAAUGCUGCCUUAGCAGCAGCUCAUUUGCUGCUGGAGGGGCAGCCGACAGCAGCAGCAGCUGCAGCAGCUGCAGGCGCAGCCCAGCAGCAGCCCCAAGCGGGAGCAGCAGCCGGAGCUGCUGCGGAAGCAGCAAGAGCUCCAGCACCAGCAGCAGCAGCAGGACUUGCGGCUGCUGCUGCUAAUGGAGCAGCUGCUGCUGCUGGCCCUGGUGCCGUAGGUGCUGGUGCUGACCCAGGCGCCGGAGCCGCAGCAGCAGCAGGCCCAGCAGCAGCAGCAGGAGGAGCAGCAGCAGCAGCAAACGCAAGGGGAGGGUUGCUGGGGCUGCUAAAUGGAUUUCUUUCCAGCUGGGGUCUGCGCGAGGAGGAGCAGCAGAAGAAAGAAAAGGAGCAGCACCCAGCGGAGGCUCUUCUAGAGCAGGUCAUUGCUGAGGGCUCUGGCCCCGCGCCCCACACGGCGCGCUUUUUGGCCUGGCGUUAUGGGCUGUUGCAGGAAACAAAUGCAACUUUAGCAGGCGAAGCCCUGCGCGCAGCAGCAGACUUGGGCGACAGCAACGCGCAGGUGCUGUACGCUGCAGCACACCUUGCUGCUCUGGGUCCCACAUCAGCAGCAGCAGCAGCGGCAGCAGCAGCAGCAGAGCCGGCGGGCGGCGCGUCCGGGUCGUCCGCAGCAGCAGCAGUAGCAGCAGUAGGGAGGGGCCAGCUGCUGGCAGCAGGCAACAUGACUGAAGCCCUCACAUACUUUUCAAAAGCUGCACUUGCUGGCCAUCCAGAAGCAGCUUACAGCUCCGGUUUGCUGCUGCUGCAGGGAGCUUCUCCCCACCACAAGAGCUCCAAGCAGCGCUGCAGCAUUGCUUUGAAGGUGCUGGAAAAGGUGGCGUUUCUGCACCGUCGGGUCAAUUUGCUGCAGGCCUUGUCGCUGCAUGCGCACCGGCAGGGCGACGUUUCUGGGGCUUUGCUGCUGCUGCUGCUGCUGUCCGAAACUGGCCACUUAGCUGCUCACGUGACUGCUGCUGCACUGUGGGAGUCUGCAGCGCAGCAGCACCAGCAGCGGCAGCAGGCGCUGCAGGUGCUCAUGGACUCGCUGCUCCAGGCGGACCUUGCUGUUGCUGCAGCUGCCUCCGCUGCAGCAGCAGCAGAUGCAGCUCCAAGCGCCAACAGCACAGCAGCAGUAACCGCAACAGAAACAGCAGCAGAGGAAGCCUCCGGCGGCUCAGAUGCGCAGCCGCAGCAGCAGCAGCAGCUUCCCGCCGAAGGGGCCGUGUCGCAGCAGCAGCAACAGCAGCAGCAACAGCCGCAGCAGCAGAAUGCAGAGAAUAGCGCAGCAGCAGCAGCAGCAGCAGCUGCUGCUGCUGCUGCUGCAGCAGCAGAUGCAGAAGAGGGCACGCGCAGCCUGCUGCUGGCGCGUUACGCAGACCCGUCAGUGGCCCUGCCUGCGGAGGGCGAAGGAGCAGCAGCAGCAGCAGCAGCAGCAGCAGCAGCAGUGGAGGCCCAUGUAGCAGCAGCAGGAGCAAACUGCCUGCUGCAGACUCGGGUGUCUCCACUUUCCCGAGCAGGAGUGCAGCAACUGCAUGCACGAGGAGACCCUGGGGUGUCGGUAGAACUGCUGCUGGACGGCGAGCGCGCAUGCACGCCGCCCGCUGCUACUGCUGCUGCUGCUGCUGCUCGCGCUGCUGCAGUUGCUGCGCGGCAGCAGCUGCAGCACCUCCGAGUCUCCGAAUUCCUCCGCUGCUGGCUCGUGUCUCCAAAAGCCCUCAAAACCCCACAAGCCCCAGCAGCAACGGCCUGCCGUUUUGCUGCUUACAGAAGAGCUGCGCUGCAGGGCGACGCCGCCUCCAUGGUCAGCCUGGCGGAGAUGUACGCUGCUGCUGCAGCCGAAUCUACUGCUGCAAUCAAGGCUGCUGCAGCAGCAGCAGCGGCAGCGAAAGCAGCGCCAGCAGCAGAAGCUGCAGCAGGAGCGGCGGAGGAGGAGGAAGCGCAGCCGCAGCAGCAGCAGCCGCAGCAGCAGCAGCCGCGGCAGGAGCUGCAGCAGCAGCAGGAAGAGCAGCAGGCGCUGCGGGAAGCAGCAGAAACUGCUGCUGCUCUCAGCCGCUACUGGGCAGAAAGAGCAGCAGCAACAGGAGAUGGCAGGGGCCUCUACGCGCUGGCGAGGCUAAAAGAAGAUGGGAUUGGGGGGCCCCCCCAAAGAGAAGAAGCUGUAAAGGUGUACUGGCAGCUGCUGAGCGAUGCUGCGCUGCCGCCCGGCAGCCGCGUUUUGGGUUUGUGGGGUUUUUGUCGCAGUUGUUUGUUGUGGCCUUUGGAUUUGCUGCUGCGUCUAUGGGGGCUGCUGCCCCCCAGCAGCAGCAGCAGCAGCAGCAGCGGCAGCGCUGCAGCCAUGGCAGACGACGCGCUGCAGCAGCAGCAGGAUGCUGACGUCCGCGCAGCCUCGCUCCUCCACCCUAUAGGGAUUGUCCUUUCGCUCUACCUUGCGCGAGAGGAACAAAGGCGCUUUUGGGCCCAACUGCUGCUGGGGCUGCUGCUGCUGGCAGCGUGGGCCUUUCUAGCGAUACAGCUGGCGCUGCGCAUCCCCGAAAUGCGUGCUGCUGCUGCUGCUGCUGCAGCGGACCAUGGCACUGCUGCUGCUGCUGCCACGUCCAACAAUUCACAGCAGCAGCAAGAGGUGAGGAAUGCUCCAACGGGAGACAGGACUGUCGCAGCAGCUGCUGCAGCUGCUCCUGCUGCUGCUGCUGCUGAGCGCCAGGGAGAUGCCCCACCGAAGCCUGCAGCAGCUGCAAAUACAGACGCAGCUGCUGCUAAGCGUCAAGAUGCUGCUGCUGCUGCAGAAGCGCUUUCAGCUGCAGGCACAGCUGCCGCAGACAGCUCGACAGCAUCCGCAUCAGAGGCAGCAGAAUCAGCAGCACCUGCUGCUGCCACGGACGCAGCGCCAGCUGCUGCUGCUGCCGCUGCUGCACAGGCAACAGAAGCACGUGCAGCAGAUGCUGCAGCGCCUGGCGCCUCUGGAAGUCCGGUAGCCCCUAGUGGGGCAGCAGGAGAGCCAGCAACAGCAGCAGAAACAGCAGCAGCAGCAGCAGCUGCUGCUGCUGCUGCCGCUGCUGCAUUGUCUGGUGCAAGCUAG
This is a messenger RNA of Eimeria tenella, 5889 nucleotides long. RefSeq lists its product as uncharacterized. The record is from RefSeq and is a predicted model, not a curated record. The coding region runs from base 1 to 5889 and encodes 1962 amino acids. The transcript is spliced from 12 exons. Gene Ontology annotation, molecular function: protein binding. NCBI's taxonomy places the organism in Eukaryota, Apicomplexa, Conoidasida, Eucoccidiorida, Eimeriidae.